Molecule: messenger RNA, 1433 nt
Organism: Fragaria vesca subsp. vesca
Lineage: Eukaryota; Viridiplantae; Streptophyta; Magnoliopsida; Rosales; Rosaceae
Product: tetraspanin-18-like
Exons: 7
Coding region: 214-1029 (271 amino acids)
Cellular component (GO): membrane
Source: RefSeq, a predicted model, not a curated record
AAAACAUCUCAAAGGAAAAAAACAGGUCUCACCGUCUUCACCUUCCUUUUUGCUUCUCUCUCUAUUUUUUCUCCUCUGUCUGAAUCAGAAUCCCAAGAAGCUUCAAAAAUCCGUUGAAGCCAUCUGAAUCCUCGUUGCCUUUGAAUCUGCUAAUUGAUGAAAUAGAGGCCCCGGGGAUUUGAAUUCGGAGGGGGUCCAAGAACUUGUUACGGGAUGGCCUGCAGAGGGUGCUUGGUGUUCCUAUUGAAGCUAUUGAACUUUAUAUUGACCCUUGUUGGGCUGGCCAUGGUGGGCUAUGGGAUCUACUUGCUGGUAGAAUACAUGAAAGUAGCCGACACUGCGAAUGUGUAUUCGCCUGUGGGUGAAACUGACGCUCUGAUACAGCUUGGCCGUCCUAUGCUCACAACUGUGUCUCUUUCCGCUAGUUUUCUUGACAACUUGCCAAAAGCCUGGUUCAUAUACUUAUUUAUUGGGGUUGGAGUUAUUAUAUUUGUCAUCUCCUGUUUUGGUUGCAUCGGUGCUGUAACACGGAAUGGCUGCUGCUUGAGUUGUUAUUCGGUUUUGUUGAUUCUUUUGAUCCUGGUAGAGCUGGCUGCUGCAGCCUUUAUAUUCUUUGACAAAAGCUGGGAAACCGAAAUCCCGACGGAUGCGACUGGAGAUUUUGAGAUGAUAUAUGACUUUCUGGAAGCGCACUGGAGUAUUGUCAAAUGGGUUGUUCUUGGAGCUGUUAUCUUUGAGGCUCUAAUUUUCUUGCUAGCCCUUGGAGUUAGAGCAGUAAAUAGACCAGUGGAGUAUGAUAGUGAUGAAGAGCCAUUAAUCAACAGGCCGCCUCCAGUUCCAGCAACCGGUGUACCUGUUGCUGGGGCUGGAAAUCAGCGUCCAACCAGAAAUGAUGCUUGGAGUACACGCAUGAGGGAAAAGUACGGGCUGGACACAUCUUUGUAUCCAUAUGACCCAUCCGAUUCAAGCAGGUUACAGCAACCUCAAGCUCAGCCUCAAGAAGAAAGGAGCCGCUGCAGCAUCAUGUGAAAAUAGAUGUGGAUUUAACCAAAAUUUGAACUUGUUGGUUCAUGAAAGACCGCUUCUUGGACCAUUUUGUUCGAACUUUUUGAAGCUUUACUGAGGGUGGUCUUUUUGUUUUCGUUGAGUUUGUGUACAACAUUUCUUUCUCAGUUCCAGGGUCGGUCUUCUCUUCAAAAUGUAUUACUAGUUGGUGUGUAAAUUGUACUGCAGUUAGGAUUCCUUCUGGAUUGACACUAGUUUUAUGAACAGAGUAACUUGAGACAUUCUGGCAGUUACAAUUACAAAUGAUGUGGUCUUCUACUGGUUUUCAUUCAUAAUUUUCUCGCAACGUUUUGUGCCAGGCAUAGAACGUUGUCAUCUUUAUCUUGCGGAGUAUGAUGGUUUUUUUUUUUCCGAGCUCGGCUCAACCG